GCCUAUUCCUCAUGUGUGUGUAGGCUACGUUUAUCCUGCUCCGGCCAUCUGAAUCGGCUCGGGGACGUUCUACUUAGACAUCCUAAUGCCAGACAACCUAGAAGGCUACGCGAGAGCCAUGAAAAUGGUACGAAGAGACCAUGUUCUACGUCAACGUCGCUGAUAUCUUGAAGCAAAGACGCCCCGACACAAAAAAGGCAUCUGGAUAUUAUCCGAGGAAGAGCCCUGCAGACACCGACCCUCUGGUCGAGAAUCAAGAAGGGAAGGUCACAGUAAAGACGGAGCGAGGCUCGGGGCUCUUCAGUCCGCAGAGCAGUACCCUCCAUCAUGAAAACGAGCUAUACCGACAAUUGAGCCCAAGCCAAGGAGUCCCAUCAGUUUAUCGGCACGGCCAUCACCGGUUUAAGAGAGGACAUGCCUGCGGAUGGCGAUAUUAUCUGGUUAUGGAGCGGCUGGGCCCUACUCUUCACCACGCUGUGCAAGUUCGACUGGGGAGACCGCGACUGGCAAGCAGCGGCCUUUUUUUCUCGCUAGAAGAGAUUGCGGACAUUGGAAAGCAGAUGGUUUCCACACUGAAAUUUAUACACAGAAAAAACUUCAUCCACGGAGACGUGCAACCGCGAAAAAUUGUCUAUGACCUGUCUUUCAAGCGCAUGCUUCUGAUCGGGUUCGGGGCUACUCAGGACCUGGAACCGUUACCUCGCCUGCCAGCAGGCGCUGAAAGUUCCAUUGUAUUUUCAAGCCGCUUCCAUCAGCAAGGGGAUGCCCUGUCGCGGAGAGAUGAUAUGGAAUCACUGGGAUACGUCCUGGUAUUUCUCUUUCGCGGGCAGCUCCCGUGGCAAGCGCAUGGUAUGGCAGCUGAUUCAAUCUUGUCAAUGAAGUCUUCCAUCGCAACGGAGAAUCUAUGCAGUGGUCUGCAGCCACUGUGCGAGUAUAUGAACUCGGUCAAAGCCCUUGCAUCUGACCAGAUACCAGAUUAUGACAAUCUCAGCCGCAUGUUGGGGCUUCUGGCUUCGUGAAGUAACUUAAUGUCUAUGGUAGCUAUGUAUUUUCGGGCUGUCUUUGGGCCCAGAGUCUUGUUGACUCUGAGGGCCAAACUCUGGUUCCUUACUGAAUGAUGAACUAUAGCUUCUUAACAAGCCUACGGAAGGUCGCUUGACAUCUCCUUUACUACACGAUCGAGGCCUCAUGAUCAUGGAAAUAUUUCAAUUAUGGAUUUAAAGCCCUCUGAGCUGGAUAAGUCUUGAUCGAAAGGCAUUACUUUGCACCAAUGGCACAGACGUUAUAGGAAAUAGAACCAAAUUCCAAGGCUCGGUCACGAGCGAGAAUAAGUUCGGCCUAUGUCUUAAAUUCAAUACUCUACUUCACAGAAACACAGAAAGUUUGUGCGUUGCUCCACAUACUGUACCUGCUUUUUACAUUACACAAGCCAUUGAAGGUAGCUAAAUAAGGCAGUUUCUCGCAAAUGCGUGAAUUUGGAGAUAAUUUGGAGAUGGA
Molecule: messenger RNA, 1497 nt
Organism: Penicillium subrubescens
Lineage: Eukaryota; Fungi; Ascomycota; Eurotiomycetes; Eurotiales; Aspergillaceae
Product: protein kinase
Exons: 2
Coding region: 141-1019 (292 amino acids)
Biological process (GO): protein phosphorylation
Molecular function (GO): ATP binding; protein kinase activity
Source: RefSeq, a predicted model, not a curated record